Photinus pyralis (common eastern firefly) is the source of this 435-nucleotide messenger RNA. RefSeq lists its product as uncharacterized. The coding region runs from base 1 to 435 and encodes 144 amino acids. NCBI's taxonomy places the organism in Eukaryota, Metazoa, Arthropoda, Insecta, Coleoptera, Lampyridae. The record is from RefSeq and is a predicted model, not a curated record. The transcript has a single exon.
AUGGUGACAAGUGAAUACAACAAUCAUAGACAUCGAACAAUUGGUAUGAAGCCAAUUGAAGUGAAUGCAGAUACAAAUCUCAACGCUUAUACUCACAUAAAACUCUUUAACAGAACGCAUCGCUUCAAAGUGGGUGACGUUGUGCGCAUCAGCAAAUACAAGAGCAUCUUCGCAAAAGGGUAUACUCCCAACUGGUCUUGCGAGUUGUUUAAAAUUGCAAAAAUUCGCAUUACAAAUCCUGUUACUUAUCUACUUGAAGAUAUGAAAGGAAAUCCGGUUCUGGGUGGAUUCUACGAGCCCGAAUUACAGAAGGCAAAAGAUCCUGACAUAUAUUUGGUCGAGAAGAUCCUUAGACGCAAGAACAAUAAGGUGUACGUAAAGUGGUUGGGUUUAAAUGAAAAAUCUUGGAUUGAUAGAGAUAAUAUUGUCUCAUAG